Molecule: messenger RNA, 2117 nt
Organism: Aplysia californica (California sea hare)
Lineage: Eukaryota; Metazoa; Mollusca; Gastropoda; Aplysiida; Aplysiidae
Product: ankyrin repeat domain-containing protein 17
Molecular function (GO): protein binding
Source: RefSeq, a predicted model, not a curated record
AGCAUCGAAUCUUAACCAAGUGAGAAUUCCUUCGUCACCCCAGGGUGUGGUAGUCGUUCAGAGCCAUGUCAACAAUUAAUGCUCCUCACUGGAGGCUGCAAGAAGCCAUCCGGGAGGGAAAGAUUAAGGAACUGGACAAUCUUCUGACUGCUGGAGCAGGUCAUGCGAAUCCCCUGAUCUUGUUUGCUGCUGGCAAUGGUACUGCAGACUGUGUGCAAUGUCUGCUACGCCACGGAGCUCACGUGAACACCCGAGACGCGAGCAACUGUACAGCACUGAUCAAAGCAGCAGAAGGAGGGAAGUUGGAGAAUGUAGAGGCAUUACUGUCUGCAGGAGCCAAUGUGGCGCUGCGAAACAAGAGAGGAACCAGCGCACUUGCAGCAGCCUGCUACAUCGGCAAUGCUCCAAUAAUUCAGUGUCUUAUCGAGUACGGGGCUAAGUUUGCAAUGUCUUCUAAAAAGAAUAACCUUUCUCCAGUAUCCAAAGCAGUUGAAGGAGGUCAUUUGGAAGUUGUGAAAAUGUUGGUUGAGUUGGGAGCAAGCACCAUGAAUUGGCGCAAAGGCAGUUCUGCUUUAACAUUGGCUGUUCGCCGAGGACAUACAGAGAUCGUACGGUAUCUAGCAGGUGUUGGGUCUGACUUAGACACAAUUACAAGGUAUGAUGGACCAGCUCUAGCCUGUGCUUUGCGGUGUAGAAGAACUGACAUAGUAGAAAUACUGCUUAAAGCUGGCGCUGCGUGUCGUUUCAUGGAUAAAGAUAACAAAACAUUGCUGAGUAUAGCCAGCGAACAGGGAAUGCUGCAGAUAUGUAAGAUGCUGAUCGAAGCAGGCGAAAAUGUGAAUCAUUCAGAUCGGCAAGGAAACACAGCCCUGAUUUUGUCCGCAUACUCUAAGCACAGUCAAGUAGUGCAGCUUUUAAUAGCCUCUGGGGCUGAUGUGAAUGCAGAAAACGGCGCUGGUUUGACAGCCCUUAUCUGUGCAUGCCGGCAGAGCCAUGAGGAGAUUGUUGAUGUUCUGCUCGCCGCCGGCAGUGACGUAAACCAUCACGACAAUGCCCACGGUGACACGCCAUUAACCUGGGCUGCGAGAACAGGCUCUGUAAGCAUUGGUAAGUUGUUGUUGGCCGAUGGAGCAAAACUGGAGGACACGGACAAGAAAGGGAACACAGCUGUGUCUGAAGCCGCGACCUACAACCAUAGUUCUUUUCUUGAGUAUCUUUUGAACAACGGGGGUAAACUUGAUCACCAGAAUGCUAACGGCUGGUCGCCCUUGAUGUUGUCAACUCGCUGGAACUCCCCUGAUACUACUGAUCUGCUUGUAAAACGCGGAGCGGAUUUGGAUCUUCAAAAUGAUCAAGGUUGUACGGUGGCCAUGUUAGCUCUCGAGUACCACAAACUGACGUGGUUUGAGAACUUUGUUGAUCGAGGGUCUGACGUAACGAUUUGUGACAAAUACGGCAACAGAGUGAUAGAAAAAUUCAUGCGAAGUUUUUUUCGUCCCGAAAGAGAAAACUCAUGGCAGCUACUUGACAAACUGCUUGACAAAGACCCGUUUAUUGGCCCAUCCCUUCAUUUGGUUUUAUGGAAAGACAUCCCCUGUUCUUUAUUGAUAAAGUUAUUGAAAUUAGAGGCAUAUCCGUCGCUGCAGUCAUCCAAGCACGACUUGAGAAGUUCAAAGCUGGGUCCUGUAACUCCCCUCAUGGUAGCUCUACUCUCUGGGCACACGGAUGUCGCACGGUAUUUUCUUCUGAAUUGGUUCCUUCACCACGAUGACAUCACCAAACUUCCGGAAAGGAAAGCAGUGAUGGACUUUUUAAGAACAUAUUACCACAGCAGUGCGAAGCUAGUGUCUGAUUUAUAUGAUCAACCUCUGACCCUAGCCUGCCUUAGCUUUGUUACUGUGUCUACUGCUGUAGGAUUCGGUCAAAGCAGAAAAAACCGAGUGAAAAAGCUCGGCUUGCCUGUGAUGUUUCAAAGAAAGCUGCUCUACAAAGACGACACAAUGGAUUGCCCAGAGGAACUCUGGUCGUCGAUUUCUCUAGAAUGUGUACACGGAAGAUAGGCAAUCUAUUUGCGUGAACUGUUUCGAGAUGGGUACACUGGUUGGUUCAUUUAAUAC